This is a messenger RNA of Ictidomys tridecemlineatus (thirteen-lined ground squirrel), 2936 nucleotides long. The record is from RefSeq and is a predicted model, not a curated record. NCBI's taxonomy places the organism in Eukaryota, Metazoa, Chordata, Mammalia, Rodentia, Sciuridae.
GGGGUGGUAGUGCAGUGACUCCUGCAGGAACCGACGUAGUUGUCACAGCGAGAAUUGCAGGCACCAUGAAUCCACAGGUGCGCCGGUAGCGCUGCGUCUCAUUGUCACCAAAUAUAUUUUCUAGCGGAACCGCUUCCAGGAGGAGACCGCGUGGCCUAAUGGAUAAGGCGUCUGACUUCGGAUCAGAAGAUUGAGGGUUCGAGUCCCUUCGUGGUCGAAACGUUUUAAACCCGAUGGUUUUAACCCUCAUUUUAGGCCCCACUAGGAGAUGUGAGUCAGCGGGAGCGCAAGUGGCACCAGCACGAGCUCAAUGUCAACGUCUCGCGAAAGCGCCCCGCAGACUGCAAGCCCCAGCAGACGUCGCUGAGCGAGGUGUCCAAGCCCGUCACCGUAAAACUCAACAGCGGGCAGCGCUCCAGCCCGAGGGGCAGGUCGGACGCCCGUGGCCCGCUGCGCCCCGACGCGCGGGCUGCGAGGACCCCGGCGUGCGCAAGGCACCGGCGGAGCGCGUCCCCGGGUCGGCCCGGCCGGCGGGAAAGCCUGCACGCUGCUCGAGCCGGGGACACCCGGCGCCGGGACGCCCCGGGCGGAGCCAGUGCACGGCGAGCCCCAGGGGAAGGGGCAGGGAGGAGGAGGCCUGGAACAGGGCCGGGAUGGGCCCAGAGGUGCGGAGAGCCCGCCGCAACCCAGGUCUCGCGCGGAGGGAGGGAGUCGGAGGUGGAGGCCGACCUCGCCGCCUUACCUCUGCCCGCGCGGGGCGGAGCGCGGGGCCGCGGAGACCUGAGCAGCCGGGCCCCGGCGCCGAGCGGGGGCGGCGCAGGGUCGGUGCCUGCGACACCGGAGCCCCGACAGCACCCCGGCGACGCGGCCACGGGACGAGCGACGCGACAGAGGGGAGGAAGGAGUUGGGGGCGGAGUAGGAGAGACCAAUCUGCUGUCAGAAGGCCAAAUGGCGUUUCCUGCACGUCGCUUUGGCCCAGGGGGUCAGGGAGCCGGCAGAGGUGGGCUUUGUUUUUUUAAAUCUAAUCAGUUAUGCCUGGCAGCAGAUGCAUUUCACGUAGUGCACACAUAGAGCACGACUUUUCAUGUCUCUGGCUGUGCACAGAAGGUCUGCUUGUUAUCUGAACAGGUGCGUUCCCCUUGUGAAAGGCCAGGGAUGUGCCCUUUCCAGGUGGGACACUUCACACUCUGUGCUCCCUUCACCAGGGCCAUCCAGAAUUCUUCCUGUUCUCUCCACCCCAAAGGGGUCACCAAAGUUCGGUGGAUGUCAGUUUAAACUACCUGUGGCUUCCAAGCCUGCCAUUUGAUGACAGCAGCGCGUCCUAUCCUUGACUAGGGUAGCCACUACUUCUUGGCUGAGCUUUGGAUGUACUUGCCCCCAAACCGUCUUCCAGGCUGGGCGUGGUGUUGCACGCCUGUAAUCCCAGGGGCUCUGGAGGAGGAUCCCAAGUCCAAAGCCAGCCUAAGCAGUUUAGCAAAGUAAUUAAUUUAGCGAGGCCCCGUUUCGAAAUUAAAAAGAAAAAAAAAUGUUUUAAAGGAAUAGGAAUGUGGUUCCGUGGUUAAGCGCUCCUGGGUUCAUCCCUGGUACAUCAUCAUCACCUUCAUCAUCAUCUCUUCCUCUUCCUCCUUCUCCUCCUCCUUUAAACCAGAUAAUUUCAAAGUAAAGAGGUGAUGGUCAUGGUAGCACAGGUUUGUGAUCCCAGCUACCAAAGAACUUGAGGCUGGAGGAUCACAAGUGUGAGCCAGCCUGGGCCACUAAGUGAGCCCUCUUUCAAAGCAUUAAAGCCAGUCUCUGUGGCAUAGGCUUGUAAUCUCAGUGACUUCAGUGGCUGAGGCAGGAAAAUCACAGGUUCCAGACCAGCCUCAGCAACUUAGUGACAAUCCCCAGUACCGAAACUAAAUCAAAUAAAAAGGACAAUGAAUCCCUGGCAUUAUGUAUAAUUAUAAUGCACCAAAAACAAACCCAGGAAAAAACUGAAAACCAAUAAAAUAAAUAAAAGGGGCUGUGGAUGUAGCUCAGAGGUAGAGAGCCCAUUUUGUCCAACUCUAAAUUAUGGGGAGGAAUUAGGCACAUGAAAAGGAGAGGCUGCUGUGCAGAGAACAGCGAAAGUGUCAUAACCCUGACACCUUCAGAUUACCCCUUCAGGGGCUGAAACCCCAUUUUCUCAUAGUAAAUGAUGCUUCAUAAGAUAAGUCAUGAGUUUUUUUGAGGGAGGGGGGUGCUGAAUUAGGGAAUGGAACCCAGCACCUAGCACAAGCUGGGCAAGCAGUAUGCCACUGAGCUAUGGCAAAUAUUAAGGUUCUUCUAAAAGCAGAGCGUAGUGCUAGGCCCUGGGAAAUACAAAUCAUAGUACUAGUACUCACAAGGAAUGUUCUGGAACCCUCAAGUUCUUUCUAAUAUACAGCAUUAGCAGGAAUUACCAAUGCCUGAUGUUAUAGGGGGAAUGGGAGGUGUGAUUACAACCUGCCCUGGCUGGUGGACAACAGUAGCACAGAGGAGGCCCAAGAAUCUUCCCUGGGCAGAGAUGGUAGGGGGGACCAUACUUAGUCCUGUGACAGUAGGAAGCCAGUGGGUGGUUUUAAGCAGGUAAGUUUUAAGUAUUUUUCUAUAAUCAAAAUAAAGUUUUUAUUUAAUGACAUAUCAUGAAUUUGUUCAUUGUUUUGAUAUGAAAUGUUUGUAUUUUUAUUUUACAAGCAUUCUGUAGUUACAAACUUGAUUUCUCAUUGAUUCAUGGUUUAGGAGAGAAAAGUUUAAUUUCUAAGAGCCUGAGUUUUUAAAAUUGUUUUGUUACUGUCUUUCAUACUGUUGCUAUUAAUUAUUGAUUUUCUGUAAUAUUUGCACUGGGAUCAAUCAAUAUUACCUAUAGUUUGUGAUUUUUUUCAAAACUUGAGGCUUCUUCAUCUCAUAUUAUCAAUUCCCAUAGUUGUCCUGUUUG